Molecule: messenger RNA, 326 nt
Organism: Strongylus vulgaris
Lineage: Eukaryota; Metazoa; Nematoda; Chromadorea; Rhabditida; Strongylidae
Source: the annotation of a GenBank genome assembly
AUGGUUCGUCUAGUUUUCACUCGUGGUAUUAAUCCAGACGGUCGAUGUCCGACUCCUCCGAAGCGGGUAAAGCAUGAUGUGAACUCUAUCAUAUUACAGACGUUUAACAACAUGGUUUCAGAGGUCUCUGGUAUCCGACCGUACUGGUUUAUAGUCUUUGAACUCGCUUAUCUCGCAUUAUUCGUCAUAGCAUCUGUGCUAAUACAUUUGCUUGGUUUGCUUAAGACCGAUGAAGAUGUUGUUACGAUACAUCAUAAAAUCCAUAAAGAAGUUAUUGCUCAGCAAGAGCGAAGAUUCAUAUUACAAAAGAAGGUUAGUCUUUGAAU